AUGUCUCUGAUUGAACCAGAUCCAGCCAUGCCUUGCCGUUUACUGCAGUUGCCAGACGAACUCCAAUUAAAGAUACUCGCUCAACUACCGGUUCAAGAUCUUUUGAAAUCGACUGUGAUUUGCCGUAAAUGGUAUCAUCUGAUCUACAGUGGCCCAUUGUGGACGACAAUCGAUACAGAUCCAUUCUACAAAAUAAUCACCAUGGAUCAAAUUGUGAGAUUACUCAAGGCGUCUGCUCGAUUUUUAAAAGUAGCCAAUUUCAGAGGUUGCAUUCAGCUGACAGGUCAUGGACUCAGAACACUAUCUCUCUCAUGUCCUAAUCUUGAAGUGUUGAACAUUAAAGAUUGUCGAGGUGUGUCAUCUGCCAGCCUAAGCUACUUUCUGCAACAUGCCGCCAACCUCAAGGUGCUGAACGUCUCUGGUCUGGAUACAGUCAAAUCUUCAACACUGUCUCAUGCAACAUGCUCAAAUUUAGAAAGACUCGAAAUGAGCUGGUGCCGUAAUAUCACUGGCAAUGGCAUCUUGGCAUUUGUGAAGCAAUCUUGCUCUACACUAACCUAUUUGAAGAUCAAUGGCUGCCCUCAAUUAGACGACGAUACCAUGGCAUCACUAGGAUCCAGUUUGCCAAAUUUAACACAUUUCAGUAUGGCUGCUUGCACAAAUUUGACGGACACAGCCUUAGUAUCCUACCUCAAAUCGCCCUCCAAACACAAACUCACACACUUGAAUCUAUCCAGUUGCGCCAGACUGACGGACACCACGCUAUUGGCCUUAGCUCUAUAUACACAGCACAUCCGGCAUUUGGAAUUAGCUGGCUGUGUCUUGAUGACAGAUCAGGGAUUCUGUCAUUUGUUUGCUCGAGUACACACUCUUGUCCACCUCGACCUGGAAGAUGUGCAUCAAAUCACAGCAGCGACUGUUCGAUCCAUUGCAAAUCAUCAACCUCAUCUACAACGACUGUGUCUAUCGAGUUGCACGCAGGUAUCCGAUGACGAUGUUGUGUAUCUGGUGAAUAGCUGCCACCAACUACAGCAUUUGGAAUUAGACAACUGCACCAUUACGGACCAAGUAUUGACUUUGAUAGCACAGCAUAUGCAACAGCAACAGCAACAACAAGAGAGAAAAUUGAAUAUGGAGGUGCUGGAUUGCUCCAAUGUGACCGAAAUGGGUAUACGGAAGGCAUUGGCCAAGGCAAGCCCAUUCCUGUCCAUCAAGAGCUUCUACUCAUUCCAAGAAGAGGAGCAGCAACAAACGGAGGAUGGCUUACAUAAUGAUGAACAUGCCAUGGACAAUAUUCAUCGGCAGCAUGGUCUGGGUAUUAGUGGUCGAUACAGUGCAGCACUGAAUAGUGGCCGACACAGACGGGGAGGAGGAGCACACAGCAAUGCACAUGCCAGUGCCAAUUGCAUUAUUAUUUAA
This is a messenger RNA of Mucor velutinosus, 1419 nucleotides long. RefSeq lists its product as uncharacterized. Gene Ontology annotation, cellular component: SCF ubiquitin ligase complex. The record is from RefSeq and is a predicted model, not a curated record. Gene Ontology annotation, biological process: SCF-dependent proteasomal ubiquitin-dependent protein catabolic process. Lineage: Eukaryota; Fungi; Mucoromycota; Mucoromycetes; Mucorales; Mucoraceae. Gene Ontology annotation, molecular function: protein binding. The coding region runs from base 1 to 1419 and encodes 472 amino acids. The transcript is spliced from 4 exons.